AUGGUAAUUCAAUGCAAAUACAAAUCUAGAAGAUAAAUAUUUGUUAAAAAAAAUACUAAAAAAACCUACCGUGAUGACGAAAUUAACGGAAAUUGUAUUGGAUUCCGUGGAGCCUACAUCUAAUUUAUCUUUAAUAUUGGCCACACUCUGGAUAAUUAAUAAUGAUUUUGCCAAAUACACAAUAUCAGCAGUGACCAUUGGACAAUAUGCCAUUAAUCAAAGGAAUAGAUUAUAUCACAAUGAUUUAAUUAAUGACAUAAUAAAACGAGCCAUGGUAUCGCCAGGUAUUAAGCUUUACACGGAAGGAGAAUUGCAGGAAAAGGCCAAGGAGGACAAUGUAAAUGACCAUGUCUUCAAAAAACCAUUUCCGAAAGCCAAUGUACAUCGUGAAAAAAGUAUUUGGUUUUUGGACAGUUUCACUUCUUACAUAAACUUUGAACGCGUUCUAGUGGAUCCUAUGGGUCAAUAUCAUCGUAAUGGCUUUUUCCUAUUAAUCUAUACCGGUACCGAACACGAACGUUUGAGUCAUGUCAAGGAAAUAUUUCGUCGUCUUUUUAACUUGUAUUGCACCAAUGUGAAUAUUUUGAUGGUGGUGGGAAAGUAUCCUUAUCUUUAUACGUAUUUUCCUUUUGCAAAAAAUAAAUGUCAUUCAUCAAUGCCUGAAUUUUAUAUAUCAUUUCGUGAUAUAGAAAAGAAUUUCUCUGGUUUUGAGGUUAAGAAGGCAAUUUUCCCCAGCAAGGUGGAUAAUAUGUUUGGUUGUGAAUUAUCGGUGGCUACCUGGCAAUAUCCGCCAUAUAUUUAUGUGGAUAGAGAUCCAAUAAGUGGUGAAUUCUUACGAUUACAUGGUAUAGAGGGUUCGCUACUUAGCUUAUUGGGUGAAUUGAUGAAUUUUAAAAUACAUCUUAAUGUUCCAGACCCACCGGAUAGAGGUGAUGUUUAUGCGAAUGGUACUGCGACGGGUGCUACGAAAAUGAUAAUUGAGGCCCAAGCAAAUAUUACAAUAAUAUCUCUGAUGUACAACAAGAUUCGUUCCGAUGCAAUGCAAGCUAGCAAAAGUUAUUUAUUUGUACCUUAUGUCUUGGCCAUUCCCCAGGGCCGGAAAAUGACGUCCUUCGAACGCCUCAUGAAACCAUUUCGUUAUAUUAUUUGGUCUUGUUUUAGUUCUAGUAUAAUGUUUGGUAUUUUAUUCAUAUACUUCAUACGUUAUUUGGGUCGAUCGAAAUUAAUGGAUUUCAUAUAUGGCAAAGGAAAUCGUAUACCAUUUACAAAUUUACUCGCCGUAUUAUUUGGAAUUUCUAUACAUGGUGCUCUGCCGCAUAAAAAUUUUGCCCGUUAUAUACUAAUGGUCUUUUUAUUGUAUACAUUUGUACUAAGAUCAGCCUAUUCGGGAGCAUUAUAUAUACUUUUGCAAGAUGGCCGAGCUCGAAACACAUUUAAGAGCAUUCAUGAAAUUGUCGACAAUAAUUUUACCAUAUAUGCCUUUCCAGCUGUGGAAAAGGUCCUGAGAGCGUCUAUACCCGAUGCAAAUACCGCUAUAGUUGAUGCAAAUAAUCCUACAAGUAAAUUGUAUAAACGCAUUUCCUCUUCGAGUAGUGAGAGGUUAGCUUUAUGUUUACUGGAUUAUUCGAUCAGAUCAUACAAUCAAAUGAAUCCAAAUGAAAGAGUGGAAAUUUUGGAACAAUCCGUACUAACGACACCUAUAGUCUUUUAUAUGCCACGUCAUACCUAUAUAAGAUUUCGCACAGAUGAAUUAAUUUUACGUAUAUUAUCAGCUGGUAUAAUGGGUCGCUUUGAAUCCUAUUAUUUAUUUUAUUCGCGACAACCGCAACCCAAGGUACCUAUGAAAUCGGUUGGAAAACAUAAAAAUGGUUCGCUUUUAAAAAUUUUACAUGCUGCUGCUAGUUAA
Messenger RNA from Lucilia sericata (common green bottle fly), 1906 nucleotides. RefSeq lists its product as uncharacterized. The record is from RefSeq and is a predicted model, not a curated record. The transcript has 4 exons. Bases 74 to 1906 code for a protein of 610 amino acids. NCBI's taxonomy places the organism in Eukaryota, Metazoa, Arthropoda, Insecta, Diptera, Calliphoridae.